Acinonyx jubatus (cheetah) is the source of this 2762-nucleotide messenger RNA. It is a transcript of the gene PDCL3, whose product is annotated as phosducin like 3. The record is from RefSeq and is a predicted model, not a curated record. Lineage: Eukaryota; Metazoa; Chordata; Mammalia; Carnivora; Felidae. The transcript has 7 exons. Bases 84 to 806 code for a protein of 240 amino acids. Gene Ontology annotation, biological process: positive regulation of gene expression; protein folding; angiogenesis. Gene Ontology annotation, cellular component: cytoplasm.
GGGCGGUGGCUGCGCGCGUGCGCCGAAAAGAGCUGAGGGGCAGGCGCACCGUGGCGGGCCUGGCUUAAGCGAUUUCAGACAAGAUGCAGGACCCCAAUGCAGACACUGAGUGGAAUGACAUCUUACGCAAAAAGGGCAUCUUGCCCUCAAAGGAAAGUUUGAAAGACCUGGAAAAGGAGGCAGAAGAGGAGGAACAGCGAGUCCUUCAGCAGUCAGUUGUGAAAACAUAUGAAGAUAUGACUUUGGAAGAGCUGGAAGAAAAUGAAGACGAGUUUAAUGAGGAAGAUGAACGUGCUAUUGAAAUGUACAGGCAGCAAAGACUGGCUGAGUGGAAAGCAACUCAACUAAAGAAUAAAUUUGGAGAAGUUUUGGAGAUCUCAGGAAAGGAUUAUGUUCAAGAAGUUACUAAAGCCGGUGAGGGCUUGUGGGUAAUCUUGCACCUUUACAAACAAGGGAUUCCCCUCUGUGCCCUCAUAAAUCAGCACUUCAGUGGACUUGCCAGGAAGUUUCCUGAUGUCAAAUUUAUCAAAGCCAUUUCAACAACCUGCAUACCUAAUUAUCCUGAUAGGAAUCUGCCUACGAUAUUUGUUUACCUUGAAGGAGAUAUCAAGGCUCAAUUUAUUGGACCUCUGGUGUUUGGUGGCAUGAACCUGACAAUAGAUGAGUUGGAGUGGAAACUGUCAGAAUCUGGAGCAAUCAAGACAGAUCUGGAGGAAAACCCUAAGAAACCAAUUGAAGAUACUUUGCUAUCCUCGGUGCGGUGCUCUAUCCCCACAAGAAGGAACAGUGAUUCUGAGGAUGACUAAGACUAUGGCCUCGGAGCAGCUGACACAUUUCCUGAUAAUGUCACCUGGCCAUUGCCAAAGAAAACCUCAACCAUUCUAGCUUUCUACUCACCACUUUCACCUUGCUUGAUAAAACAGAAGAACAAUAUAGAUGCUCUACCUCUACUUUAUCAGUGUUGCCUUUCAGUGAUGUCAUGAAUUAGACUUUAGGGACUUUGCAUUUCCAGUGUGUGAAGGAGUAGAUACUCUGAAUAACCUGAUAAUAACUCAAAAUGUUGGAUAAUUUUUUUUAAUGUUCUUAAAUUGUUGCUGAACUGGCAAGAAAGGAAAGCAUUCUCAGAGGUCAAAAGCAGUUUGAAUUCUCAUGUUACAUGAUGUCUAAAAACUUCUCAAAGCAAGUUCUUAAAGUCAUCUUAAGCUGGUAAUGCCCCUGAGCUCAUGGCUAAAGCAACUGCAUAUCCACGCUGUAAGAACAGAGCUUUAAUGUAGUCCUCAGACACUCUUUAUAGAUAAAGCUCCAAAGGAACGUGAGCUCAUAGUCCUAAAUCACAAACCCACAAAAUCACGGGAUGCCUCAAAUAAGGUAUCCUGAAUGAGAGCCAGCGGAAAACAUAGUACAGUCAGACCUGCAAAAACUUAGGAUAGUGGAAUUUUCAGAUAUAAGAUAUAAAAUGAAUAUAUUUAAUAUGUGUUUAAUAAGAGUAAGGAAUAAGAAUUCUUUAUAUAAAAAUAAAUCCCUUGUCAACCUAUGGAAGAGAGAACGAACCAGAAAAUAGAGCCAAAUGAUUACUCAGUAGAUAACACACAAAGAUAAAUAGAUAGAAAUAUAAAAAUUAGGAAAGCAAUGUGGAGGAGAGACUGAGAAGUUCUAGCAUAAUCUUAAAAAGAGUUUUAGAAAGAAUUGGAAAUUGGUAAUAUUUGAGAAGAUAAAGACAUUUUCUAGAACCAAUGAAAGACAUGAGCCUUCAGAUUCAGAAAGCUGUAUAAGUCCUAAGCGAGUUACUGUGUGUGUGUGUGUAAAACUGCAGAAUGUUGAAUUUGUGCAAGUAGUCAGAAAAGUCAUUACCCAAAACAGAGUAAUGGUAGGGCUUACUGACUUCUCAGCAGCAAGGAAAGCCAGAAAGAUGGCCAGUAUCAGUGGUUGAAGAAAAACAAAAACUACUAACCAAGAAUCAAUACCCAGUGAAUCUAUAUUUUUGGAAGUGAGGAUUAAUAGACAUUUCCAACAGAAUGAGUAGUUUUGUCAUCAGUAGACUCUCAGUUUAGAAGAUGAGUGAUGCAGAAGGACCACCAUCUGUUGAAAGGUCUGAAGUUCAAGAAAGGAUCGUGACCAAAAAAAUAUGGGUAAAUCUGAAUGAACAUUGACUUACAACAGUACAAAUAAUGCCUUAUUUAUGAUAUUAAAAGCAAGAUGGAUCUAAAAAACAAGACAAAAUAGGGUACACGUUGAAGGCUUAAUUGGAGUUCAAAUGUUCUUAGACCCUUAAAAAGUAGAUUUAGGAGGUUGGCAAAGAUACACAUGUAAGAAAUAUUUCAUUCAAGGUAACAAUAAAAGAAAAUGAGUGUGUAACUUUUAAAGUAGUGGGGGCAUGGAGGGUGGGAACCUCUUAAUUUAAAAGAAGACCAAAAACAAAACAAAAAACCAAAAGGCAAAACCAUAGGAAGUCCAAAAUGCUGGAAACCUAACACAGUAAUCACAAUAAAUGUAAAUGAACUAUAAUAGUCUUAUCCAGAAGUCAUGCUUGUAGGUACUUAACCAACUGAUGUGAAACAUAUGCAUACAGAGACGUGCACACAGAUGUUGCUAACAGCUAAUUUAUAAUCACCAAAACAACCAAAAUGUCUAUCAAUAGAUGAAUGGAUAAACCAACUGUGCUAUGUUGACAGAAUGGAAUGUUCAGCAUUACAAAGAAAUGAGCUAUCAAGCCACAGAAAACAUGGAUGCUAACUGAAUUAAACCAUUCUGAAAAAGCUGUA